Messenger RNA from Scaptodrosophila lebanonensis, 866 nucleotides. RefSeq lists its product as uncharacterized. The coding region runs from base 311 to 778 and encodes 155 amino acids. NCBI's taxonomy places the organism in Eukaryota, Metazoa, Arthropoda, Insecta, Diptera, Drosophilidae. The record is from RefSeq and is a predicted model, not a curated record. The transcript has 5 exons.
AACGUUUUCGCACCUAUUUUCCUGUGUAUAAAAAGAGCUCUUUGUGGAUUUCAUAGUGAUUAAAAAUUUUAUUACCGUUUAAUUUGGAUUGCUUUUAACCAUCUGUGUACAUUUUGCGUAAAAAAAGGGUUACGCUUUAACCUUGUACGUUUUGUUGCAUUGUAUUGGAGAAUACAGCCCGACGAGAUUAAGGAACGACUUCACAGCUAAAGUGGUAUCUAUUUUGAACGCAUCGUACUUUUCCCCUCUUUCAAAUCUUAUUUCGUAAGCUUGUAUUGCGGCACCCCAAGCAGGGGAAACAAUAUCUUAUAUGACUUUUGAAAGAUUAAGUGACGCCACAAUUGAAGCUAAAUCUGUGACAUCACAGCUGAUAUCGGUCGACGCCUAUUUGCGUGUUGCUACCUUUAUCAUCAGUACGUGCAGUUGUUGGUCAUCGCCGUCACCAGUAUAUUUCAGCAAGGUAUUCAAAUUGAGCUUUGCCAACCUGUCGCUGCACAAGCAAUCGCCGUUCAAACUUCUGACCGUGCUCCUACUAUUGCUCGUGACAACGUGUUUUAAGAGCGAUCUCUAUCAUAUGCUGGGCAAUUUUUUGAUCAAACGACAAACUGUGGCCAUCACCUAUGACCUCAGCGAAGCUCCAGCAAAAAAAGGCGCACCCCCAAUUCAACAAAAACGGAGUAAAGGCUUUGAGCUGUGCAUGAAUUUAAAGAGGCGAAUUAUAGGUCAUCGGACUUCAAGUAACAGACACCGGAAGCUGCAGCCAUUCAGGUACACGUGAACCUAUAGCAGUGUCGUUCCAAAAUUAUUUUGCUAACAAAAGACACCACAAGCAAACAAAAUUUAAACUCUCAUCGGUAAUAAGAAAC